AACUAAGGCAGGCUUCACAGUGAGUCAAACACUCUCAAAGACAGACUGUCUCCACAGCACGGAGAUAUGGGUUUACUGUAACUGAGACCUGGAGCUUUCUUAAACUUAAAAAACAAACUUUAAAGAGAACCAUAGACUGAGAGAGAUAUAAAGAGACACAUCUUGGCCAAAGUGAUGGAAAGCUAAUCCUGGCCAAUACUUUGAGACUUUAGCGUGGUGGGAGAAAAAAAAAGAGGAGCGAGGACAAGCCUGAGGAUACUACAGAUUAUGUUGCCAUGGAAACCGAAACCUGGAAGCAGACGCAAGGACCACUGAAGGCAUCGACAUCCCCUGACUGCAUCCUCGACACGUUACCGUCCUCCUGCGCCCUGUGGUGAGAGAAUGCUGUGGAGAAUAUCUAUACCAGUCAUACUGGCUGGGCUGCUCUGCAUCACGGCAGAAACCAAAAAGCCCCGGCCCCAGGGAUCCAUCCCAUCCCCCCACAAGACCAAAGGGAACCUGUCCUCAGAGCGUCACCAGCGGCUACUGCAGCAGAAACCUGAGGUGCUGUCCUCCAGCCGGGAGGCCUUGGUGGUAACGGAGCGUCGUUACCUCCGCAGAGACUGGUGCAAGACCCAGCCUCUCCGCCAGACCAUCAGCGAGGAGGGCUGCCGCAGCCGCACCGUGGUCAACCGCUUCUGCUACGGCCAGUGUAACUCCUUCUACAUCCCCCGGCAUAUGGGCCCCAGCUCGAGUCAGGGCCAGAAUCGAGGACAGGCCUCAGGCUCUGGAAGGAAAAAACACAACAAGGUCCAGGAGCCGUUUCAGUCCUGUUCCUUCUGCAGGCCACACCGCAUCACACAGCUCACAGUGCAGCUAGACUGCCCAGACCAGCAGCCGCCUUUCAGACACCGCAAGGUGCAGAGGGUCAAACAGUGCCGCUGCAUGUCUGUGGAUGUGAGCAGCCAUGGGAAACUGUAAAGGAUUUAAGAUUAAAAUAAUAGGAGUUCAGUCAAAGGCAGGAAAUUCAUAAGCUUCGCCAAACAAGGACUGGCUUCAAGUUGAACUAUACUGCAAGGUGUUGCACAACUGAUGGCUUGUCCCGCAAUAAAAUGACAUGGAACUGGUAUUAUUAAACAAAGGAUCAAUGAUGAUUACAUCAGAGACAAGCAGUCAUGUUGGCAAGCUGAUGCUGUUGAAAGAGACUGAUUAAAGUAGUGCAAGAGACACUGAUGAUGAAGCAGCAAAAUGUCAACAUUAAAACAACAUUUCCUUCCUUUGAUUUCCAUUUACCUGGCUAUUUGUUCAUUUUUCAUUAGAUUCCUUUGUGAUAAAGGUGAUGAUAAACUAUAAAACACUAUGGAUUCUGCUGGUAAUUUAGUGUCUUGGAGAAACAAGUUAUAGUGUACACAUUUUCCCUGCAAUGUUUUAACCUGUUGAUUGUGUUUUACAACUAUUGUAUCCGUUGUCCAGCAUCUUAGAUUCUAUGUCCGAAAUCAUACACCAGUUGAUAUCAAGAAAACAUGAAGCAAGCAACACAACAAUGACCAGUGGCAUCCACCUGCUUCGAAACAAGCCUGGCUGUAUAUUUGCCACAGAUAUACUAGCCAGUAGGAAAAACAUACAGCAGCAUGUGUAAUGGAGGUGCAAUGCAAUAUACGGGGCAUUCUACCGAAUUAGUACAAAGUGCGGUCCCACGACAAGAAAAACUAUUUAACAAAAUAAUUACGUAUUCAGACAUAGAUAUUUACUAAGAAUAUGUUAUGGUCUAUUUAAACAUAAGGCAUUCAAUUAUAUAGUGAUACGUUUAAUAUAUACAGAAACAACAUUUAUAGGGUACUUUCUAUUGGGAAGUAGCUGUCCCCUGACAUCUAAAUUUCAAUUUCUGUAAAUAACACUUAAAACAUUUUAUUUUAUUUUGUUCAAUGGUGUAUUUAGAAAAGCUUUAUGAUUACAUUCAAACAGCAGUUGGAAUAUUUAGAUGUAUUGUGGGUAUCAUUUUUUAAUAAAAAAACUAUACUCAAAAAAUCAUGUCCCCAGUUUUCAUGUCACUACCGAAACACAAGGGGUUUUAGUCCAAUGGCUGAGCCUGGUUUUUAGCCACACCCCUGCAUUUUUGACAAGGCAGUGAUGGCUGUCUACACACACAUCUGCAUCACUAUCACUAUCACAUCUACACACUGCAUCCCUGUCCCUCAUGGCUGAAUGGCAAGUAGCUAUACUGUAUCCCAUACUUUUGAUAUCAAUCUGUUCCAAAAUCUGAAAAUCGGCGUGUAACCUUAAGCAUUGUCACUAUCAAACACAUAUUAUCUUCAAUUAAGUAAACUUUUUCGGGGUUUUAUGCAAAGUAUUAGGUUUUUAUGUGUGUAAACCUCUUCACAAACGUGUAUGCUAGCCAUGUACUUGCUAGCAUUCUUUAGUUAUGCUCAAUUUGAGCUAGAAUCGUCACUACCGAAACAGUCACUACCAAAACAGUCAUUUACCGAAACAUAUGGUUACGUUUCCGUAAUUGACAUGAUCGUUUCGGUAGUGACAAAAUGGAAUGGUAAGCAGGUAAAUCCCAUCAUUUUGAAAUAAAUGUGUUUUAAAGUCUGGAAAUCAGUGUGUUACUUUAAAGGUCUCUUAUUAUACUAUUGUUAGGCAUAUAUUAUAGGUCUCAGAUGUAUAAAAAAACAUGUCUAUGAAGUGUUUUGCUCAAAAUACCAAACAGAUCAUGCAUUCUAGCCUCAAACCCCUCUAUUUCAGCCUGUUACUAAAGUGCUGAUUCUGGGUCAGUAGCUUCAAACAUUCACACUUCAACAUAAGGCAUAUUACUUAUGAGUUAAGAUUAAGCAAUGAGGUUGAGGGAAAAUGAUACAACCUUGAGAACAAAAUACUGUGGUCACUACCGAAGCACUGGAUGUUUUGUAAACAAUAAAGUAUAUUGAGUUAUCAACUAAAAUGAUAUGAUACUGAUUGGUUUAAUGUAUGUUCAAUUUCAACAAUCAUCAACUCUGGAAUCAAUAUGAUCAGUAUUAUGUAUUUUACAAAGAACGUUUGCAUUAUGAUUUUUAUGAAUUGUAUAAAUUGAACUUUGAAAUUUGAUUAAAAAUGCGCUUUUAUUAAUUUAAUUUUAAAAACCCUCAAGAAAUAUUUGUUAAAAUACUAUUUAGAGAAGGGAAGGUAAAACAAUCUUAACAGGUUAAUACAACACUUUUUUACUACAGUGUAUUUACUAUGUUUCGGUAGUGACCAUUUUUGGUAGAAGAACAACAUUCCAAUACAGUCUGAAAAUACGAUAUAAAAUGUACGGUUCUUUUAGUAGAUAUGUGUAAUUUAGAUAUGGUACAAAAUAUAUAUGGACAACGUUUUGGGAAAAAACAAAGAACAUUUCAAAACAUUUCCAACCUGACUUUUGUCCAUUUCGGUAGAAUGGCCCGUAUACAGUAUAUAUUUUAUGUAUGUGUGUAUGUAUGUCUGUGAAAAGUAUAUUAAAUCUAUUUCAUAUAAAACAUUGGUGUUUAGAGUGCAUGUUGUUCUGUAACCCUUUCACAUUUGAAAAAACUGAGAACAAUCAGCAACAGCAGAAUUUUUCAUUACAAAUUAUGUAAUUUCUUUUAUGCAAUAAAUAUAAUUUUUCUGUG
Gymnodraco acuticeps is the source of this 3602-nucleotide messenger RNA. It is a transcript of the gene grem2a, whose product is annotated as gremlin 2, DAN family BMP antagonist a. Gene Ontology annotation, molecular function: BMP binding; receptor ligand activity. Bases 382 to 960 code for a protein of 192 amino acids. Lineage: Eukaryota; Metazoa; Chordata; Actinopteri; Perciformes; Bathydraconidae. The transcript has 2 exons. The record is from RefSeq and is a predicted model, not a curated record. Gene Ontology annotation, biological process: animal organ morphogenesis.